Messenger RNA from Cuscuta europaea, 8567 nucleotides. The record is from the annotation of a GenBank genome assembly. Lineage: Eukaryota; Viridiplantae; Streptophyta; Magnoliopsida; Solanales; Convolvulaceae.
CCAUAAUUAGCAUGUUGUUUUGGUAUCGGCUGAAAUGUUCCUGGGGGUCGGUUUUCCCGUCAUACGGCUUGAUAGGCUGCCCCAUGUACUUCGGCGGAAUGGGCGCUGCCAACACUCGCGCAGUGAACGGAGUCCUCGUCAUCAGCGGUACGACCGGCUCAAUAUCACCCUCGGCCAUCCUCUUUUGGAGGUCCUCGACCUUCUGCAAAAGAGUGGCGACCAGGGGAUCCGGCGGUGGUGUGGACGGCUGCGACGGGGCACUCCUGGCCUCUAAGUCAGCGAGACGUUUCUGUAGGAGGGCGAUGACGUCAUCCCACGGGUCACGCUCGGCCUCGGCCAAGGGGUCAUGCUCGGCGUUGUCCGGCCGGGUGGCCCUGACCGAGUGCGUCUUGUUGAUGUAGUGGCAUGCGUCACUCUUGUGGAGGAUCAGCGUCUUCGGCUGUGUUUCCCUCGGCUGCUCCAUAUGUUUACCGCCUUCCAGCAUCGGCUUCUUCCCCUCUCUCCACUGCUUUGCUCUUUCGGCCUUCUCCUUGGAGAAAGAUCCCUGGCUGCCAGGAGAAGUGCUGCCGCUGGAGGCAGUGUGCGAUUUGAGGCGCUCCUGGACGGGGUGUCUGUUACCGCCCAACCGGUCCAGGGCCGACCCGCCCCCUCGGCCGAGGGGCCGAGGCGUGUGAAUGGCGAUUCCCGAGUGUGCUCAGUGACGGCACGCUCGGGCUCUGGGUAAAUCGGGACGACGGGCAUUGGUGGCGGAGGAGGCGGAGGCGGGGUCCUGUUUUCUCCGAUCUGGGGCAGCAGUGCUUGCAGGGCCGAGGGCUUUCCUUGGAAAGCGGCUAGGACGACCGAGAUCGCCGCCUGCAAGUCCGGGGUGACCGUUGUUCCGAUUGGUUCCGGGGCCAAUGUGGUUGGCAUUCCAAUGACGAAGGGAGAGGCCCUCUCAGGAUUGCUGGACGCCUUUUUCUGGGUCAGGGAGUUGCGGAGGUCAUGUGAGACGUGAGUAGUCUUGGCUCGCUGUCUAGAGCCUCCUUGGCCGACCACACCUAAUUUGACCGCCUCCCGGCCGAUGGCGCAUUAGCAGGCGAUGAAUAGAGGAUAUGCGAGAACUGGUCGAAAGGUUGAUCUACCUAUGUUCAAUGGAGAGAUGAGGCUUACAUUUGAUUACGAAGAUGACGCGGUUCAAGCUCAAUCAGGUUGUUGAGGAGGAGGCGGAGAUGAUUGUAACUGCAAUGGAGGAUAAACCUCUUAAUUGGUUCCAAUGGUGUCCAAUGGUGGGAGGAACAAUUGGAUGAUAGAAACUGGGAAUCAUUCAAGGCCGUUUAGAUUAGGAGGUUUCGGCCUGACUUGGUCCAAAACCCUUUUGGGCCAAAUUUGAGUGUGACACAAACGGGUACAGUGAUGGAAUAUAGAGAGACGUUUGAACUGGUGGUAGCCCCUUUAAGGCAUGUUGACAAAGACAUGGCAUUUUUCCUAAAUGGGCUGAAAUAGGAAGUUCGUGCUGAAUUGAAGUUGUAUCAUUCCAGUAACUUAGUAGAAUUGAUGGACAAACCUUUAUUACUUGAGAAGAAGAACCUAGCCGGGAAAGAUGGGAGAAAUAAAGAGGAGGAUAAGAGAGGUUAGAAGGAUAAACGAAUGUACUGACAGAAGCAGCACAUUGGAUAAAUGGUAGUAAGUUGAGGGCUAAUUUGGGCAAUGCUCAAGGCACAGACAAAACAGUAGCUACCAAUAAAACAGAGGAAGUAGUGGGACAAAGUAAGAGUCGGAAAGGGGUCAAAUGCUAUCUCAAAGUGAGUUGCAAGACAAGAGCAGGAUGGGUCUUUGCUUUAAAUGCGGUUAAAAGUGGAAUAAAGAACAUUUUUUAAAACUGAAACAUUUCCAGAUGUUGCCUGUGGAAAAUUCCGAAAAAGAUGAGGAAGAAAUUCAGGGUAUAAGCUAUGACACAGAAAAUCCCGAUGUUGCUUGUGGAAAAUUCCGAAGAAAUGAGGAAGAAAGUCAGGGUACAAGCACUGAAACAGAAAAUACAGAAGUUGGAGGAGAAACUCCUCCUAUGCAGCUGUCCUCAAUCAGUAAGGAAGAGCUUACUACACACAAAGCUUUUAAAGUUCAAGGUGAAGUGAAAUGACAACUAGUUAUAAUCUUGAUAAUCUUGAUAGGCAGGGGGUUUGGUUCGUCCCUGUGUAAGAAACCAAUGACUCCAUCUUCCUGAUUGGUGUAAAGGGGCUUCGAUUUGUUCCUGUGGAUUCUAAAGCUCGUCUGGCUUCGCUCCGGUUUCCGGUCUCUCCAAGGUCCUAGACAACGCACGGACACGAGGGUUUGUCCAUACGUCCUCCGGGAUCAUGUGUGUCAGGUUUCCCAGAUCUUGAUCUCCUUGUUCCAUCGCUUGGGAUCCACACCCCUCCGAGUUUUCCCUCGGGUCCACCGGCUGGCUUCAAGUUGAUUUGAGAGGUCUCCGGUAUCGUUGUUGGCUCUUCCUUUCACUUCUUAGCUGUAUAAGUUUUAGAUAGCUCUAGUAGACCACUUAAGGAUUUUUCUUUCAGAGUUCGCAUAGUGUUGAUGUUUAUUUCCGCGUGAUUCCGAAAGCCCAACACUAUCUUUCGGAUGGGGUAUGAUUGGGUGUGGAUGGUGUAUACAAACUAAGAAUAAGGCAAGAAGAAAUUUAUUUUAUUGAAUAAGAGAUAUCGAGCCUCAAUUACAAACGGAAGGAAUGCUGGAAUACAGAGAUAUUUCUAGAGAGGGAUACUGAAUAAUAGCUUAAAGUUCGGAUUCCCUCUUCUAACCUUGAAGAGGGGUUUAUAUAUUAGUGUAACUGGUAGGUAAUGCAUUAUCUCCAAGCAUGUUGCACUGUAUGUUGCAGAUCCUUCGAUAACUCCCGGCCCGGCCUUCUUGAUAAUGAGGUGAUCGCCCAGGCGGGUCAUUGGGUAUGGGCGGGCGUAUCAUCUUGAUAAUUACGGGAUCGCCCGUUGGGCCUGUUCCUGUUGUGUACUUGUGGGCCUGUGCCUCACGAUGGGUUGGCCUAAUUGGGUAUUUACCUAACACUCCAACAAUAUAUAUAUAUAUAUAUAUAUAUAUAUAUAUAUAUAUAUAUAUAUAUAUAUACACACAUAUUUAUACACACUCUGGUAGAGUAGAACUGAAAGUUAAAAUAUUGCUGAGAGCUGUUGGGUUGUCCAGCCAAAUAGUGAUUUCAAAUUGUAUAAUCAAAAAUUUAUACAGAGUAUUAAAUUUUAGGUUUCUCAAGAGGUGGAAGUGAUUGUUACCAUUACAGUUUUUGAUAAUCUAAAAGACAAUGCUCCGGAAUAUUAAUUUCAGUCACCAUUCACCAAUAAGGUAUAUAACAUACAGUUGUUCCAUUUAAAUUUUGACAUGUACAGAAGCUAAUUAGAUCAGAUUUUUUCAUUUUAUUUUUAGUGGGAUGCUCAAGUAUAUGGGUCUUGUGGUAUGUCAAUGUUCUUUUAGUGGCAACUUCAGUGGAAAUUUUCUUUUACUUCUAUAUAUAGAUAGAUAGAUAUUUAAGGACUUUCCAUAUAGUUGUCAGUGUGAACUAUAAAGUACUACAUAUCAUUGAUCUUGAAACUUCUUAAUCUCUUUCAGAGUGAUCUACUUCCCUUACAUCUACAAUGACAAGUAUACUAGAGGAAUUUGAAAAGGCCACAGAGGGUGCACCUGUUGCUACACUUAAGAAGAAAAAGAAUGAGGAUAAUAGUGGGACAGGAAGGUGGGAAGUAUGCCUUUGGAACCAAAAAUUUUCUGCUCUGGAAUUCCAAGAUAGGGAUUCAGCAAAAAUAUGGAUAGAAUACCAACGUAAUUUUAGUGAAAUUAAUGGAUGUUUAGGAACAAAGAUCCAAAUUCACAUGUGCGAUAAGUUGGUAUUAAUAGAGAAUUUUGAUUCGGAAAUAGAAGAGUGGUUAACAGAAAAAUAUAAUAUUUGGGAGGAGAGCAAACAAUGUACCUGGUGGGGGUACAUACGUGCCGAUUUUAUUACCAUUUUUGAUUCCUUAUUUAGAACCCUCUACCGGUUGCACCAGAACGGUUCUUGUCACGGGUCACUCAUUACAGGGGCUGUAAUACGCAAUUCAAGAGGGUUUCUCUACAAUAUGAGGGCUCUAGAUGAGCGCUUACCAAGUUCUGAUUUAAAAGAUAUGCUAUAUCUAGUUAAAAGGUUCUAUGAGUACCCAAGUAGGAGACAGGCGGAGAAGACGGACAAUUAUCAAUGCAGAACCAGUGGUAGAGGUGGGCAUGUUUUGCGUCAACAUACUCUCAUCUUUCUUACCAUGCGAUAAUUAUAAACCAGGAGAUAAAGGAGCAUUGUGGGUUCUUAGGCCCCCAAUCUUUUGGCCAAAGAAUGUGCGCAUCCAAUUUUUGAUUGCCCUUCACCGCAUACUGUACUGCAACAUGCACAUUUUUCAGAAGGAGGCAUGGAUCAUGAACACAACAUUUCCCCAAAACAGGACUGAGAUGAUAAAAAACGAUAAAGUUUUGGUGAAUUUGCUUUUGCAUAAUAUUACACUUCCCAGUGAUCCGAAUGAGAAGACUCUUAUGGUGCGUGAUGUAUUAAAAAAGAUGAACAUACGACUGUUAUCAUCACUUCAUUUUUACCGAAAUGCUCAAGAACAUUUAUACCCGGUCAAGGUAGAUGAAAGAGACACCAAUACUGUGAGCAAUAGCCAUUGGGUGCAUGAUUACGUUUCAAAAAACAUUGAUUUAUUUACCCCAGCAGUACGUGGUUUUAACACUCUCAAUAAAUUUCAAAGCGGGUAAAUGAUUCACUCUCUCUUCUAAGUUAUUUAUUUAUUUAUUUAUUCAUCAUAAUUAUCGUUGUGAUUUUCUUAUAGGGGUUUCCUAAAAGUUUUUUUCGAAGAAUUCUGUCCAUGGUUUGUCAUGCUGAUCUCUUACAUUUUUUUAAAUGAUUUAUGACCAUAAGGAUAAAUUUUAACUUAAUUUUCUUUUUCUCUUGACACAAACAGGUUGGACGAGGCCCCUUGUACAAAGUCAAAGGCCUCUGAUACGAAGGCAAAGGCUGAGGCCCCUGAUACAAAGGCUGAGGCCCCUGAUACGAAGGCAAAGGCCGAGGCCCCUGAGACGAAGGCAAAGGCUGAGGCCCCUGACACGAAGGCAAAGGCUGAGGCCCCUGAUACGAAGGCAAAGGCCCCUGAUACGAAGGCAAAGGCUGAGGCCUCUGAUUCGAAGGCAAAGGCUGAGGCCUCUGAUUCGAAGGCAAAGGCUGAGGCCUCUGAUACGAAGGAAAAGAAAACAGAAGCGAAGAAAGAGGAACAGGAGAAGAAGUCUUUAAAAGAAGACACUCAUUGCUUGAGGCAAACUGAUUCCUAUUCCCUUGACUUAUCCUUGUAACAGUUUGCUACUGUUUCUAAUGUUAAGCUUUAUGAUGUUUGUCUAAGAUGCAUCUACAACUAUUGAAAAGUGGAGACUUUUCUCCCUUUGUUUUUUAAUAUGAUUUACGUACUUAGUUAUUUUAUUCAUUUAUUUAAAAUUAUUACUAACCAAUUGAUUCAUGGAUUUUGUAGAGCAGGAACAAUGGAGGAAGCCUCUGAGGUAAAUAGAUACAAUGGUAGGACUCGGAUUGCAAUCAUGAUAUCAAGACUUGAACUCUUUUUGAUCAAAGGCCACUGUGAAGCUAAUGCAGUAGACGAAAAAUUGCUUUGUCUUGCUAAGACAGUGAAGAAAAAUGUUGAUGCUGAUGGUGAUCUGUUGGAUGUAUUAAUAAACGGUUUUCUCAAUCAGGGAAAAUUAGGAGCAUAUGAAUUUAUGAAUUGCUAAAAGAGAUGGUGGCUAAGACUCACGCCCUACCAUGGCAAGCAACAUAUAAGAAUCUGAUUCAAAUGUUGAUGGGGGAAAUGAAACUUGAAGAAGCACCGGAUCUACUUCGUGGAAUGAAGAAUAUCAAUUUUCCACCUUUUGUAGAACCUUUUUAUAAUUAUAUUUCCAAGCUAGGGACAGUAGAGGAUGCAAUGGAGUUUCUGCAGGCCAUGAGUAAGGGAUAGGGGUGGAUUCGGUUCAGGCCACCCGGCCCGUGACCCGGCCCGGUACUGUGCGUGCCCGGGACCGGCCCGGUCGGGCGGUUCGGGACCGGCCCGGUCGGGCGGUCCGGGACCGGGUGUAGACCCGAACCGGUGGGAAUGGGCGGGGCGGACACGGUUCCGAAAAAAUGUGACCCGGCCCGGGUCCGGGUCCAACAGUCAUAUUUUUUUUUUAAAAAAAAUUUGUUAAAUACUUACUGACCGUUAUGGCCUUGGGGGGUGGGCUGGGGACAACCCAAACGGCUAUAUAGCCGUUGGGUGAGGUGCAUGGGGGGUCCGGGGGGGGGGGGUGGUGGGUGGUGGUGGUGGGGGGUAAAAAACCCUAUAAAUACUUCUAAUCUUAAACAUUUUUUCAUCUCUUCUCCAAUUCUUCCUAAAUCCUAUUCUUAACUCUCUACUCUCUAAUUCUCUUAUUCUCCAUUCUCCAAUAUAUUAUCUUUAUUAUUUUUAGUUUAUAUUAAUUAUCUACUUAUAUAAACUAUAAAUAGAUAUAAAUAGUAUUAUAUUACUUAUAUUUUGUUAUCUAAUUAUAUAUUACUUAUAUAUUUGUUAUAUCUAUUAAUAUAGUUGGAAUUAUAUCUAAUUAAUUUGAAGUCAUUCUAUUACUCCCAUCCGAAAGACCGAAAGUCCGAAAGAGGUACGAAAUUAUUCUAUUAUUUACACUUGUUUAAUUUUGUAUUAACGUUACUUGAAAAAAAAACUAGUUAAUUAGGUUGUACAAUUUGCUAUAACUCGAAUUAAUAGUUAGAUUAAUAGUUAAUUACUUUAUUACAAUAUUUUAUUAAUUGCUAGUUGCUACAUUUGACUCUAGUUUAAAAAACUAGUUGUAAUUCUAAUUAUAGUUAAAGUUAAAGUGUAUUAAUUUCAUUGUUAGUAAAAAAUAUGUUGUACACAAAACUAGUUAAUUCUCUAGUUAAUUUGCUAUAACUCGAAUUAAUAGUUAGAUUAAUAGUUAAUUACUUUUUUACAAUUUUUUAUUUAUUGCUACAUUUGACUCUAGUUUAAAAAAAUAGGUUGUACACAAAACUAGUUAAUUUGCUAUAACUCGAAUUAAUAGUUAGAUAAAUAGUUAAUUACUUUUUUAUAAUUUUUUAUUAAUUGCUACAUUUGACUUUAGUUUAAAAAAAUAGGUUGUACAAAAAACUAGUUAAUUCACUAGUUAAUUUGCUAUAACUCGAAUUAAUAGUUAGAUAAAUAGUUAAUUACUUUUUUACAAUUUUUUAUUAAUCGCUACAUUUUUUAGAUGGAUCGUCCUAGAUAUUCGGUUGAUAUGGGUAACCUCGGGCGCAACCGAACGAAAGAGCUUGCGAGGAAGAGAUCCUGCAAAGGUAAAUGGGGGAUGACGUAUUUGGGGUAAUGGACAACUUAGGAAAAAAUGACAUGAUUAUUUGAUAGAAAGAGGUGAGAGAUAUGUGGCUUUUCCUAAAGAUUUGUCUAUUCGUUGGAAUAGUACCUAUAAGUUAAUUGGAGUUCUUCUUAGAUAUAAACAACAUUUUCCUGCUUUUAUGAAACAAUAUGAUAACUAUAUUAUAAACUUGGCUGAGAUCGACACCUGUGAAAAAAUUUGUAAUGUUUUGAUAUAUUUUAAUAAUGCAACUGAAACUUUUAGUCAUGUUUAUAAACCUACCUCAAACCAAUUUAUUCGUGAAGCUGUUAAUCUCGCCGGUGCUUUUUCAAAUUUUGAGAAUGCUGAUUAUGUGAGUUAUUUUGCUAGUUUUAUGAAGGAAAAGUUUUUAAAAUAUUAUUCACAUAUUCCGCAUAUUUAUGGUAUUGCAUUUGUUCUCGAUCCUCGUUUUAGACUUGGUUCUUUAGAAGAAUGUUUGAAUUAUUAUUAUGCUGGUUUUUUUGGUCCAUUCCCAAUGUAUGAGGACAACCCAAUUGAUCCGAAAAAAGAAUACAAUGAGGUUAGUGAUAUAUUUUAUGCAUUAUUCAAUGAGUUUCAUGCACAAUAUGUCAAUGCGCCCCCUCCCCCGACACAAACAUCAUCUAAAGGAAAAUCAAUUUUCAAAUCUACGUUUGCCAAUCUUAUUAAAAAAACGAAAUCAACUCCCGCUACACAACAAAACAUAAUUAAUGAGAUCUCUUUGUAUUUAACUUAUGAUGUUGAUUUUGAAGAAGACGAUGAUUUUGACGUACUAAACUGGUGGAAGGGAAAAGAAAGAAUGUUCCCGGUUUUAGCAAAGAUGGCUAAGCAAGUGCUAUCAAUGCCGGUUUCAACGGUUGCCGUGGAACAAGAAUUUAGUUCGGCCGGCAAUGUCCUAACACAAACCAGAACGAGGUUGAGCGUUGAAUCUCUUGAGAUGCUUAUAUGCUAUCACGAUUGGUUGAAAGCAGCCCGUAGAGCUCAAGAAAUUGACAUCACUCCAUCCCAACACUUUAUGGACGAAUCUACAACCGAGGGUGGCUCUACCUAUGCCGGAGAUUUCGAUUGAAUUAUUGAUUAGUAUUUCAUGUUUUAAAAACAAUUGUAGUUCCUAUUUAAUUUUCAAAUGUAGUUCCUAUUUCAUUUCAAAUAAAUGCACUUGAAGUUUUUUUUAA